AUGCCACCCAAAAGACCUCUGAAGAGACGUGGCGAAGAUGAUGAUCGACGUCAAUCGAAAAAAGCAGGUAAAAACAAGAGGGAAGUGACCUAUGAUACAUACGAUGAAGCUUUAGAUGGUGGAGUGGAAAUGGAAGAAAAAGGUGAAAGAUAUCGUGAUGGUGAUAAAGCACAAAGAUUCUAUGAACGCGCAAUAGAAUUAUACGAGAAAGCUUUAGGUUUCCAUCAGACAUACGAUGCUGCUUACAAUCAGGCACGAGCAUUGUAUACCAUUUCCACAUCAUUCUUACUGCCUCCUACAUCUAUCAAGCCACUGCGUCGAUCAAUUGAUCUAUAUCGACUGGCUACAACACUCACAAAUUCACCUUUACUCCGUAUGGACGUAGCCUUCAACCUGUCCCAAUCGUGCUCUUCUCUAUCUGACAUAUUAGAAGACCUGGAUUCGGGAAAUAACGUAGACGAAGUUAGAACAUUAAGGGAAGAAGCUAGAGAUAUCUUACAAGAAGUAAUGGAUGGACAAGAGGAAUAUCUCAAAGCCACAGCCGAAGACAAUGACGCUGCUGAACUUGAAGAAGUCGUCGACGAAAUGGAAUCUGGCGCAGAAGAAGAAUCGAUGGAAGUGGACGAGUCAAAAUUGAAUUCAACUGAAGAUGACGAUGGAGAUGAAAAAGAAGAAACGUUUGAAACUCAUUUACCUACUCCAUCCACAUUUAUAGAUACUGUAUUGUCUCUAAUUGACUUACAUUUGACGCUGUGGGACUCGACUCCUGAACCUGAAACACCAAGUGAAGAAGAACAAUUGAAAGUUCGAUCAAUAUUAGACAGAGCAAAUCAAAUAUCACCACCUGGUAGACAAGCAGAAUUAGAUCUUUCUGAAGUUAAGGUUUUAUUGAGUAUGGAUAAUAUAAUAUGGGAAAUAUAUAAAUCUCAAGCAAGACCUAAUAUGGGAUCAGAAAACACACUCGAAGGUGCAAUCGCAGCUCUAUCCGCCAUAUUAGGUAGUUUAGAUGUCACUCCACCUGAAGAAUUAACUGUCAGACCUGAAAUAUUAACUAUCUUAGCUGAUACACAUACAGUCGUCGGAAAUAGAAUGAUGUUUUUGAAUGUACAUUUACCGGUUGGACCAAGUCCGUUAGCUCAACAAGCAUGGUAUCACUUUUCUCAAGCUACAACACAUCUGGGAACAGCUCUUGACCUUCCCACAAGUGCGUCAACACCCAAAGAAUUCAAGCCCUCAGUGUUAUCAUCGCUUAGUAAAGCAAGUUUAUCAAGAGCUAGAUUAGCACCUGUACAUGAUACAGCAAAACGGAAUGUCGUUCAAUUACUGGAUAACGCAAGUACUUACGCAGCGAGAGCAGGUGAAGGUCUAGGAUGGAAAUUCCUUCGAUUGGAAGGUUCAGCUCCACCGGCAUCUACUGGUCUGAGCUUGAGUAUAGGUGGAAUAGGUGGAAGUGAUACACCUUGGCAAGCAGGAUGGGAUACUGAAUUACUAGCAAGAAAUAUUGUAUUGCAACAAAUGAGAACAUGUCUUUACGCUUCGAAGCUUGACUUGUUGCCGGAAGAAUCAAGGGAAAGGUACAGGAGUGGAAUAGAAAAAUCCUUGAAGAAAUUGAAGAGUUUGAUUGGGGAAAGAGCCUUGGAAAGUAAAGACGUCGAAAGGUUUUUGGCUGAGAUAGAAGAUGACGAAGGUCGUCUAGAAGAUAGAGAAAGGGGUUGGUGGAGUGAUACCUUUGCAUGA
Messenger RNA from Kwoniella shivajii, 1737 nucleotides. RefSeq lists its product as uncharacterized. The transcript has 4 exons. NCBI's taxonomy places the organism in Eukaryota, Fungi, Basidiomycota, Tremellomycetes, Tremellales, Cryptococcaceae. The record is from RefSeq and is a predicted model, not a curated record. The coding region runs from base 1 to 1737 and encodes 578 amino acids.